AUGGGUAGAUUCGGGAUCAUUGAUACUGAUAGCAAUGUAUCUUGCUCUGCUACUACUACACUCGCAUCAAAAACUCCUACCAGCACUCCAAACUCGACAGCUGCUCCAAAUACAAAAUCACCUCUUCAUCAACAUGCCAUAUUCAACUAUACCAAAGGCUCUGUUCUACACCACCCUCAAGCUUUCACUCCCACUGCAAUACGCUCUACUCCAAAUAGUGUUCAAUCAACUCCCAAUGUAAUGAAUCAAUAUACUCUUGACUACUCUUCAAAAAUUAAUUCAGAAUCCUCUGUAAAAUCUACCAAAUCUGCUCCUAGCAUGACUUCACCAUUAGCCAAAUAUAGUGGUCAUAUAUCAUCUGUUGCUUCUACUCCACACUCUAAACAGUCUCCUAUUCCUAGUCAACGUUUUGUCAAAAGCGUUCGCAUUCUGCAGUCUCUUGGAGCAAAUAAUCACAUUGAUAAAAAGAAUGCCGAAAUUCAUUUUACAUCCAUGACUGUUGCAAAGGCAGAUGAACACUUGCAAGCAUUUAGUCAAAUCCAUGAGCAGUCCAAAUCUAUGAAUCAACACGAACAUGCAUCACUUGUGGAAGAGCUUGAGGCUCAACGGAUCCGAUUUGAAACUCUAAACCAAGCACAGAAACAGAAAGUGCAGUCAUCCAUUUCAACUAUUAAGCAGCGAAAUGCUCAGCUGGUACAAAAUAUUCAAGACUCAAUUCAGCAUAUCAGGGACAAUGAGGAAAAAGAAAUGAAACAAUUACGUGAUCUUAAAUCUCAAGAAGAGGCUGCUAAAAAGCAACAGAUUGAAGCUGCUGCAAUCAGAAAGGCUAAAUUAGAGCGUGCCGAGGCUGAGGCUGAAGCUGCUCGGGCAGACGCUACUGCAAAGCAUAUUGCAGCCCAAAAGGAAAAAAUAGUCGCUGCAGAACUGGAACAACAGGCUGUCGAAAAACAAAAGGCUCAACAAACACAGGCAUUGGUUGAAAAUAGUCCACAUAUUGCAUCGGAUGAUGCAUGGAAAGUUGCAGAACCUUAUAUCUCAACUGUGCUCAGCAUCAAGACAAAAAUCAAACCAAGCUUGAUGGCGGACCCGACACUACGCAAUCGGGUAUUUACGGCAAAGAUGGCUAUUACUCAGCGCAUUGGCCAGUUGACACGCAGUCAGGUCAAGAUUCUCGAAAUUAAACAAGCAGAGACUGAGGUAGCUGUUAAACGGAAUAUGGCAUUUCCAUUGGCUAACGUGUGCGUCAUACUAUAUGAAAAACACACCAAACUUCUUGAUAUCUUGUUAGGCCGAAUGAUGAAAAAGUGCCCAUUCAUUGUUCCACGAUAUAUUCGUAAACUUCAGACCGAUUCCAUGGUAGCAUAUCAAAAGAAAUCUGGUUAUAAAGAGGUGGAUGGGUCGAUGGAAACAGAAAUCCAAUAUGGUGAACGCAUGUGUGGUAUUCUUUCCUUGUAUGCAGCAAUGAUCCAAACAACCACAGUCAAGAACAACCAUGGGAUAGAGAAUGGAUGGAAGUGGAUGGCACGUAUUUUGAACAUGAAGCCACGACGCAUUACUCCAUUGCUUAUCCAUACUUUUCUCGAGAUUUCGGGUCAUUCCCUUGUAAAAACUUAUAACCGACAAGUGCUAAAGAUGGUGCGAUAUAUUGUGCAAAUUCUUAUUCCUAUGAUACCUGUGGCAGCAAAUGCAUCAACUACGCGACUAAGCUUGAUGCUAAACGAAACCAUAUUGAGAAAUGGAAGCAUUCCAGUGUUUGAAGGUAGUCAGCUUGAGAGAUAG
Messenger RNA from Batrachochytrium dendrobatidis JAM81, 1779 nucleotides. RefSeq lists its product as uncharacterized. The record is from RefSeq and is a predicted model, not a curated record. The coding region runs from base 1 to 1779 and encodes 592 amino acids. Gene Ontology annotation, biological process: poly(A)+ mRNA export from nucleus. Lineage: Eukaryota; Fungi; Chytridiomycota; Chytridiomycetes; Rhizophydiales. Gene Ontology annotation, molecular function: translation initiation factor binding; inositol hexakisphosphate binding; phospholipid binding. The transcript has 7 exons. Gene Ontology annotation, cellular component: nuclear pore cytoplasmic filaments; cytoplasm; nuclear pore.